Trichoplusia ni (cabbage looper) is the source of this 964-nucleotide messenger RNA. RefSeq names its product cytochrome c oxidase assembly factor 7 homolog (gene Coa7). Gene Ontology annotation, cellular component: mitochondrial intermembrane space. The transcript has 2 exons. Bases 110 to 862 code for a protein of 250 amino acids. The record is from RefSeq and is a predicted model, not a curated record. Lineage: Eukaryota; Metazoa; Arthropoda; Insecta; Lepidoptera; Noctuidae. Gene Ontology annotation, molecular function: protein binding.
CGAGAUUGUUUAUAAAUUGAUAAACUCCUGUAAUCAGUUUGACUUUGACAUUUCCUAAAUUGUUAUCUAACCUCACUUGGCCGAUUUUUUUACUUGUUACAAAAUUACGAUGGCUUAUGACUUAAAACAAGAAGAAGACGUGAAGGAGUACAUAGAAAACCUCGGUAUUGAAUACCGCUUUGGUUGUUACAAAGAGAAAAAGCCGGAAGUAUGCCACCUUUUGGGCGAUUACUUGGAGUCAAUAAAGAAAGAUUACGAAAAAGCGGGGAAAGUGUACAAAAGCAACUGUUUAGAUUACAAAUUCGGGAAGUCAUGUCUGAAGAUCGGGAAUUACACGAUGAUAGGGCGCGGGAGGGAUAAAGGUGAUACCGCCGAAGCUUUGAAAUACUUCGAGAAGGGAUGUGAAUACAACGAGCCGGGGGCGUGCUUGCAUGCUGGCAUGCUGCUCACUGCCACUGGGCCCGGCGUUAAUAUACAAAGAGAUGUGCCUAAAGGUUACAACUACCUCAAAUUAAGUUGCGAUCAAAAUGACCCGAUGGCUUGUCACUACCUCUCUGGAAUGUACCUCACCGGUGUACCUAAAAACGUAGCAGACUUCAACCCACACAGACCAGAGAAGAACAAAGACAUUGAAUACCUUAUUAAAUCAGAUAUGAAGCAAGCAUUUCAUUUUGCGAAAAGAGCUUGUGAACUAGGAAAUAUGUUUGCAUGUGCCAAUGUCAGUAUGAUGUAUAAAAGAGGUGAUGGUGUUGAAAAGAACCCAGAGGAAUCGAAGCGGUACUUUGAAAUUGCACAAACUCUACAAAAGGCACAUGAAACUACAAAAGAAAUCAAAUUCCAGCAAGGCUUAGAUGGCAAAUAGUAUGAUCUGGGGUUUCCAAUGUUGCAUUUAUGUGUUUCAGUUGUAUAGCAAAUUGUUGUAGAUUUGAUUAUGUUGUAUAAAAAUAAAUUAUUAUUAUUAAUA